AUGGGGGAUAGUCAAUACUCGUUUUCUCUCACCACGUUCAGUCCAUCAGGGAAGCUGGUUCAGAUUGAACAUGCCCUAACAGCUGUUGGUUCAGGCCAAACGUCAUUGGGAAUCAAAGCCUCAAACGGAGUUGUCAUUGCAACAGAGAAGAAACUUCCCUCUAUAUUGGUUGAUGAAGCGUCUGUUCAGAAGAUUCAACAUUUGACUCCCAACAUUGGAGUUGUAUACAGUGGUAUGGGUCCUGAUUUCCGAGUGCUUGUGCGAAAGAGUAGGAAGCAAGCUGAGCAAUAUAACCGAUUGUACAAGGAACCCAUCCCUGUCACACAACUUGUAAGGGAAACUGCUACAGUGAUGCAAGAGUUCACUCAAUCGGGUGGUGUUAGGCCGUUUGGAGUUUCUCUACUAGUGGCUGGGUAUGAUGACAAGGGUCCUCAAUUGUAUCAGGUGGAUCCGUCUGGCUCUUAUUUCUCAUGGAAAGCUUCGGCAAUGGGAAAGAAUGUUUCGAACGCAAAGACAUUUCUUGAGAAGAGGUACACGGAAGACAUGGAACUUGACGAUGCCAUUCACACGGCAAUAUUGACAUUGAAGGAAGGUUUCGAGGGCGAAAUCUCAAGCAAAAACAUCGAGAUUGGCAAAAUCGGUGCUGACAAAGUGUUUAGGGUACUAACACCAGCAGAAAUCGACGAUUACUUGGCUGAAGUCGAGUAA
This is a messenger RNA of Microthlaspi erraticum, 708 nucleotides long. The record is from the annotation of a GenBank genome assembly. NCBI's taxonomy places the organism in Eukaryota, Viridiplantae, Streptophyta, Magnoliopsida, Brassicales, Brassicaceae.